AUGGCGUUGAACUUGUCACACAACUCAGAAAAGGACGCCGAUAAUGUCAUUUAUGGUAAACAUGUAUCUGACGAAGAAAGCCAAACUCGUCCUCCUAGUAUAGUAGGCGAUGUGGUGGUUGAUCGGGCUACUAUCGGGAAGCAACUGGCGUUGGAGGCAGAGAGUGCUAUCAAAUACCGGACAUGCAGCUGGCAGAAGACCGCAGCAUUGCUCUUCUCCGAGUAUAUUUGUCUGGCUAUUAUGUCGUUUCCCUGGGCGUACUCCGUCUUAGGUCUAGUUCCGGGUCUGAUCCUGACGGUUUUUGUCGCUCUCGUUGUGUUGUAUACAUCACUCACAAUCUGGCGAUUUUGUUUGCGUCACCCUGAAAUUCGCGAUGUCUGCGACAUUGGUCAAUAUCUGUUCUGGGAUUCUAAGAUUGCCUGGUGGGCUACUGCUGUGAUGUUCUUGUUAAACAAUACCUUCAUUCAGGGACUGCAUUGUUUGGUCGGCGCCGAGUACCUAAACACCAUGACCGGUCAUGCAACUUGCACUAUCGCCUUUUCCUGCAUCAUUCCGAUCAUCUCGUUUUUCUUUUCCCUGCCUAGAACGUUCAGCGGUCUCUCCCACAUGGCCACAGUGUCUGCAUUUUUCACAUUCAUUUCAGUCCUGCUGGCUACCAUCUUUGCCGGGAUUGAGCCUCGCCCGGCAGGGUACACUGAGGCACUGGGUAAACCUAUAGUAACGGCCUUCCCCGUUUCCGGUACCACAUUCGUUAGUGGCAUGAGUGCUUUUCUCAACAUCAGCUACACCUUCAUCGGCCAGAUCACGCUGCCAAGUUUUAUUGCAGAAAUGAAGGAGCCCGAGGACUUUUGGAAGUCUGUCACUGCUGUCACCAUAGCCGAGGUCAUUGUUUUCAGUAUUGUCGGAGCCGUCAUCUACGCUUAUACUGGAAACCAGUAUAUGACAGCCCCCGCCUUCGGCUCCUUGGGAGAUGACGUGUAUAAGAAGGUGGCGUUCUCUUUUAUGAUUCCGACUCUCAUCUUCCUAGGUGUUCUCUACGCCUCUGUUUCUGCUCGCUUCGUGUUCUUGCGCUUCUUUGAGGGCAGCCGCCACAAGUCGCAACAUACCGUUGUUGGAUGGGCGUCAUGGGCUGGAAUUCUUGCUGUUCUCUGGGUUCUUGCCUUUAUAAUUGCUGAAAUUGUUCCCUUCUUCUCGGACCUUGAGUCGAUUAUGAGUUCGCUCUUUGACUCAUUCUUCGGCUUCAUCUUCUGGGGUGUGGCGUACCUUCGCAUGCGGGCGGAAGACCAUGGUUCGAACUUUUACAAAGUUCGUGGCAUUCGCGGUUGGAUUGGAGUGAUUGUGAAUCUCUUUUUGAUCGCCGUCGGUCUUUAUUUCUUAGGCGCGGGCACCUACGCAUCUAUUGAAAGUGUCAUCCUGAGUUACCAGGAAGGCGGAUUUGGUGGACCAUUCUCGUGCGCCGACAAUGGCCUUUAG
Messenger RNA from Talaromyces marneffei, 1473 nucleotides. RefSeq lists its product as uncharacterized. Gene Ontology annotation, molecular function: amino acid transmembrane transporter activity. The transcript has 5 exons. Lineage: Eukaryota; Fungi; Ascomycota; Eurotiomycetes; Eurotiales; Trichocomaceae. Bases 1 to 1473 code for a protein of 490 amino acids. Gene Ontology annotation, cellular component: vacuolar membrane. The record is from RefSeq and is a predicted model, not a curated record. Gene Ontology annotation, biological process: amino acid transmembrane transport.